Messenger RNA from Microthlaspi erraticum, 747 nucleotides. Lineage: Eukaryota; Viridiplantae; Streptophyta; Magnoliopsida; Brassicales; Brassicaceae. The record is from the annotation of a GenBank genome assembly.
AUGGCGACUCAGAUCAGCAAAAAGAGAAAGUUCGUUGCCGAUGGUGUUUUCUACGCCGAGCUAAACGAGGUCUUGACAAGAGAGCUUGCUGAAGAUGGUUACUCUGGUGUCGAGGUCCGUGUCACUCCCAUGCGUACCGAAAUCAUCAUCAGAGCCACUCGUACUCAAAACGUUCUCGGUGAGAAGGGUAGGAGAAUCAGAGAGUUGACAUCACUUGUCCAGAAGAGAUUCAGAUUUCCUGUGGACAGUGUUGAGCUUUACGCUGAGAAAGUCGUCAGCAGAGGUCUCUGCGCCAUUGCUCAGGCUGAGUCUCUCCGCUACAAGCUUCUCGGUGGUCUUGCUGUUCGUAGAGCUUGCUAUGGUGUUUUGAGGUUUGUGAUGGAGAGUGGAGCUAAAGGAUGUGAAGUCAUUGUGAGUGGCAAACUCCGUGCAGCACGUGCCAAGUCGAUGAAGUUCAAGGAUGGUUACAUGGUUUCCUCUGGUCAACCAACCAAAGACUACAUUGAUGCUGCAGUCAGGCACGUUCUGCUUAGACAGGGUGUGCUCGGAAUCAAGGUGAAGAUUAUGCUCGACUGGGACCCCACGGGCAAACUAGGACCCAAGACACCAUUGCCUGAUGUUGUGAUCAUCCAUGCUCCAAAGGAAGAAGAGUUUAACCACGCUUCUGUUGCCGUUGCUGCUCCAGUUGCUCUUGCCCCUGAAGCUCCUCUAACCACCACAGAUUACCCAGCUAUGCCUGUGGCUUAG